UUGAGAUUGAUUUAUCGUGAAGCUUCCGCGGGAAGCUGCCACAAAUUUGAACAAUACCAAUUCCCUUUCUUCCCCAAAACCUAAAUCCAUUAACAUCAAACAACCUAAAAAUGCCGAUCGAAAUGCCUCAAGGCUUACCAUUCUCCGUAGACACAUGGACUCCAUCCUCCAAAACCAGCAAGCGACACCAUUUCCUCACGCACGCUCACAAAGACCAUUCCUCCAACAUCACUUCUCAUUCCUCUUUCCCUAUUUACUCCACUCUUCUCACCAAAACCCUACUCCUCCAACAUUACCCUCACCUUCAUGAUUCCCUGUUUCUAGAAAUCGAAGUAGGCCAAUCCUUGAUCAUCCAUGAUCCCGACGGGGACUUCACUGUUACAGCUUUUGAUGCUAAUCACUGUCCUGGUGCGGUGAUGUUCUUGUUUGAAGGUGAAUUUGGGAAUAUUUUACAUACGGGAGAUUGCAGGAUUAAUCUCGAAUGUCUUCUCAAUUUACCUGAUAAGUAUGUAGGGAGGAAAGGGAAAAAGGCUACAUGUCCUCUUGAUUGUGUUUUCUUAGACUGUACUUUUGGAAAUUUCACUCGUUCUAUGCCUACCAAACAAUCCUCUAUUCAACAGGUUGUUAAUUGUAUAUGGAAGCAUCCGGAUGCAUCGACAGUGUAUCUUACCUGUGAUGUCCUCGGUCAGGAAGACAUCCUUGUUCAAGUGUCCCAAACAUUUGGAGCAAAGAUAUAUGUUGAUAAAGCCCAAAAUCCAGAAUGUUUCAAGAAUCUAAUGGUUACCGUGCCUGAAAUCAUUAGUGAAGACCCAUCUUCCCGUUUCCAUUUAUUUGAUGGAUCUCCAGGACUAUAUGAAAGAGCACAGGCAAAACUGGUUGAGGCCAAGGCAUUGCUCCAGACUGAGCCUCUCAUUGUCCGCCCUUCUGCUCAGUGGUAUGCUUGUGAAGAAGUUUCAGAUGUUCAGAACACUAGAAAAAAGAGGAUGAAUGAAGCAGUUAGGGAUCAAUUUGGUGUUUGGCAUGUCUGUUACUCAAUGCACUCUUCCAAGGAAGAAUUGGAAGAGGCGCUUCAACUUCUUGCUCCAAGGUGGGUUGUUUCAACAACCCCUCCCUGCAGGGCUAUGGAGCUCAAUUAUGUUAAGAAAUACUGUUUUAAUUCUAAAGCCGGUCUCAACAACUCUGUACUGAAGCUUCUGGAUAUGACUGUGGAAACUUCUGACUUUGUAGAUACAUUUGUCAAACCUGUAAACUGUUAUCCUGUGCCUUGUACAAAAACUAAAUCACCCAUCAAGCAGUACACUGAUGCGAAAGCACUGGAAGAGUUGACUCUUUCGGAUAAUCGUUCGCCUGUCACAUUAUUUGGAAGAGCAAGGCUUGGUCUCCAAGAUGUCGACUUUUUACGAGUACAGUGCAAUAUUUUACCAGUUAAUGCCCCUUUGCAAACAGAUUCAAGUGAUGCAAGACAAGAAUGUUUAGAUGAUCCUGCUGAAGUGAAAUGGGAGAGGUCACCAGAAAGAAAGGAAGAUUUACAUAAUGUGAAUAAGAAUCCGCAAUUAGAAGAGGUUCAAGAAAACACAAGAGUUCGUAAGAGUGCCUCUAAUGAAAAUAUUGGAUCCCCGGGCCUGAGUGAACAUAUCAAAAAAUAUUACAGGCCAAUGAAUAUUCCUACGCUUCUUCCCUCAUUAGUGGAUCUUAGGAAUUCCAUGAAACGUGCCAAGAGGAGAAUUGAUCAGUUUUCUGCGGCUAACUUUGAUCGGAAAAUGCCCAUGGAUUGAUGAAUCUUUAGAUUUUAGAUGAAUUUAUUUCACCUUGCUCUUUCUCAGAUUACUGUCUGUGUUGCAAGAGUGCUUCGCAAGAAGUUGCAAUGUGGGAAGGCAGAAUUUGCAGGAGCAAGGAAAAAUGUUGCGGAUUUGUUUCAAUAAUGUUGUUGACAUUAUACUUUCUUUCAAUAUAAGAGAUAGAUACAUCAAAAUAUGUUUGAUAUUGAGGAAUAAAAUUGCGUGGGAGUUCAUGUAUGAUGUCCUAUAGUGGCGAUGGUGAUGGUGAUCAAUUCAUAUAAUUACCUUUUAUUGCUUCUUUUUAUUGGUAAUUAGUACAUUUUUAUAGUCACGGACACGUGUGAAG
This is a messenger RNA of Vicia villosa (hairy vetch), 2124 nucleotides long. RefSeq lists its product as uncharacterized. Lineage: Eukaryota; Viridiplantae; Streptophyta; Magnoliopsida; Fabales; Fabaceae. Bases 111 to 1775 code for a protein of 554 amino acids. Gene Ontology annotation, molecular function: 5'-3' DNA exonuclease activity; damaged DNA binding. The record is from RefSeq and is a predicted model, not a curated record. The transcript has 2 exons. Gene Ontology annotation, biological process: protection from non-homologous end joining at telomere; double-strand break repair via nonhomologous end joining; interstrand cross-link repair.